Molecule: messenger RNA, 171 nt
Organism: Peronospora matthiolae
Lineage: Eukaryota; Oomycota; Peronosporomycetes; Peronosporales; Peronosporaceae
Source: the annotation of a GenBank genome assembly
AUGUACAGAGCCACAGAGUUCACGACGCUGGCGCGUCUACAUUUCACGCUCGUGGCCGCAGACAGCUUUGGUGCUGUGGCAAGUCCGUCCCAUUUGGGAACGACGAUACGGGGCGUUAUGCAGUUCUGUCGACGAAACAAGCGACCACGGGACGUUGAUAUUGCUGACUAG